AUGAUCCCAUGUCGCUCUAGCUCCACUUAUUUCCAGUCCGACUCCCAGAUUGUUUAUCGCCGUUUCAAACUCGGAUAUACGAAUUUUCAAUUUCUCAGCUUAACAGAUCAUCUCGUUUCCGCAUCGAUUCUCGAUCUGCUUGACAUGCCUUAUCGAUUAACCCAAAAUCCUUCGCCGUUAAUUCCCUCGGUUCCGCAACUUGACGGAAACUCGGUAGUCUUCCCGGCGUGGCGUUCUCGGAUCGAGGAUGUCCUUGCGAUCCAGGGGGUGCUCGACAUCGUCCAGGGCAAAGUUCCUCGCCCAAAAGCCGAAGCAACUGACGCAAAGCCUCUAGUCCGUACCGAAAAAGGGUACAAUCCUGAAGAAUUCCGAACUGAUUGGGAUACCCUAUCGGAUGUUGCUCGAUCAACGAUCAAGCUCACCCUCUCUGUUGACCUAUCCAUUCGUUACCGCGACAUCAAGCCGGCAAGCAAGCUCUAUGAUCAAAUAUGCGAGGCAUAUGAGAAGAAUACUCGAGCUCGCCGACUAAUGCUCGAAGAUGCCUUCUGGACCGCUAAACACGAUCCCAAUGUCCCAAUUGCCAAAUGGAUCGCUCCGGUGCGAAUGGCGGCUUCUGACCUCACUAGCGUAAAACUGACUCCUCACAAUCAACAAGUAUGCGAUCGUUUACUUAGGGGACUCGACGACUCAUGGAAGCCGAUCAGAGAUCAUUUAGUCUACUCUCCCAACGAGGUCUUGUUGGACGGCACCAUUGGGGCUCUGGAAUCGCACGAGGUCUCGACUCAAGUCUCAACCGAUCACUACGACGCCUCGGCCUCUAUGACGAAGGCAAAACCUAAGCUCGGUUGCUGGAACUGUGGCCAGAAGGGCCAUCACUCAUCCAAAUGUCCCAAUCCCUCCAUCAAGAAGAAAUCAGGAACUCAAUCGUCAUCAACGGAGGCUCGCGCUGGAGCGGUCUCAUUUGCGACUCUUGGCAACUACUCAGAAGGUGAAGAGGACGACGAUGACGGAUGCGACGUUGUUUGGGGCUAA
Puccinia graminis f. sp. tritici CRL 75-36-700-3 is the source of this 1032-nucleotide messenger RNA. RefSeq lists its product as uncharacterized. Gene Ontology annotation, molecular function: zinc ion binding; nucleic acid binding. The record is from RefSeq and is a predicted model, not a curated record. The transcript has a single exon. NCBI's taxonomy places the organism in Eukaryota, Fungi, Basidiomycota, Pucciniomycetes, Pucciniales, Pucciniaceae. The coding region runs from base 1 to 1032 and encodes 343 amino acids.